This is a messenger RNA of Pecten maximus, 3214 nucleotides long. RefSeq lists its product as uncharacterized. Gene Ontology annotation, cellular component: nucleus. The record is from RefSeq and is a predicted model, not a curated record. Gene Ontology annotation, molecular function: deSUMOylase activity. Lineage: Eukaryota; Metazoa; Mollusca; Bivalvia; Pectinida; Pectinidae. Bases 766 to 2055 code for a protein of 429 amino acids. Gene Ontology annotation, biological process: protein desumoylation. The transcript has 2 exons.
ACCUGUUCAAUACAUCCAUUAUAGGGAAUUAUGUUACAAUGGACUCUUGCGCAACUGGUGAGAAGUAAAGUUAAUGGGAUAUUUGGGGAUAAUAUAGCUUAAUCAUUUUAUCAAGGGGUAAAGGUUUAUAACACUACAAAAUGUUCAGGUCGCAGAAUUGUUGACGAAGAAAGGACAUUAUUUUCUUUUUAUCCUGUUAUGAUGAUGUGCUCGUAAUAUGUGUCCAUAGUAAUAUAUUUGUGAAAUUAGUUGAAAUAACGUUCGUUAUGAAUGUACAUGUUGUAAAUGUUUCAAAAAUAGGCCUGGUAGAGUUUCAAUUCAAGACUCUGUUUAAAACGGCAAUAAGUAAACUCAAUGUGUUCCAUUACUUAUCAAACAGAAGAAAGUGGGCAAGUGUUCCAGCUUAUUAAUAUUGAAUGAAAUGACAAAAGGGAGUCAGUCUAAUUAUGUACUUUGCAAGAAAAAAAAAGAAGUAACCUUGCUCUGAGAUUUUAAUGUUCUUUUCUUUUUUAAUUACCGAGAAUGCUAUUUUCAAUUGAUGCAUUUCCAUUUAUAAUAGUUUUCUUUUAACUGCAGGCUGAUCAUGAGGCAUCGACAACAACGGAAGAGGCCAAACGUCAAUAUGUUGAGCAGAGGGAAGAAGCCUCGCUGAGGAUUGCCCAGACAGCUAAGGUGAACAUUGAUAAAGCCCAUGAAAAGCAAAAGAAAAACUUCAAAGAAAGACAGCGAAAAGGGAGGCGUUAUGAGGACAUUUGUGUGGGAAAUAUGGUUCUGGUUCAUAAUGCAAGGAAGGCUGCUACAAAGAAGAAGGGAAAUCUAGAUCCGAACUACCAUGGUCCAUAUAAAGUAGUCAAUAUAGAUGGCAAGUGUGCCACUCUUCAGAACGAUUCAGGACAUACUCUAAAGAGGAAAACAAACAUAGACCACCUGAAACUGUUCAAAGAUCAGACCGCUCAUGAGACAGAUUUGUGUGCGCAGGACACCUGUGACAAUACUUCUGAAGAGGGUACAGUUUCUUGUAUGCAGGACACUGUUGGGAAAUACAUUGAAGAUGUCAGUUCAGAUGGCAGUCUGAAUGAACUUUUUAAGUUUAUAAGUGAACUGAACUUAUCAAAGAUAUCUCUGAACACUUUAGGUUUUCAAUAUCACCACUGUCCACAACAGAGUUUCUUGAAGGAGGUUAUCAGUGUAUCGGAGGCAGAGUUAGAGUGCUUUGGUACACUAUUGUUACCUCAUCUGAGACAUUUGGAUUUGGACUUGUCAGUGAAAACAUCAGUGGCUAUGCUUACAUCUGCAGUAUGUGUUAUGGCCAGUCAUCAGUUUCAGCCACUGAUGACCAUUGCACAAACACUCAAGGAGGUACCAAGCCAUCUUGAGGAUGUUGACAUUCACGAGAUCCCACAACUCUACCCAACACAAAGACUCACAGUUGGCGGCGAGACACUAGAGGCGGUGGACAUGGCAACUCUAGAGGAUGGGAAGUGGAUAAACGACAAAGUUCAGUUCUCCAAAUACACUCAUGUAUUCCUGCCAAUAUGCAUCAAUGGGAAUCACUGGGUGUUGCUGGUUGCAGACGUAAAGCAAAGACUUGUCUACGUUCUGGACUCUAUGAAUGGGGAGGUUGGUCAGAAAUGGACAAGGAUGUGGGCAGAAUUCAUGGCCAAUCGGGACAGACUUCCAGAUGUUACUGAACAGUUUGGUGUGUGGAACUUCCCGGAGAUCAGAAGCAGCAAACAGACCGACAGUAAUUCAUGCGGUGUGUUCACCCUGAUGAAUGCGGAAUGCAUUGCCAAGGAUGUUCCCAUAGCAGUCAUGAGACAAGUGCAUUGCCAAAGAUAUAGACAAUAUGUUAAGGCAUCUUUGCUCAAUGCUGGAGCAGCAAAGUCGGACUCUAAGUGUGACAUGCCAGAUUGUAGGAUACCUAAAGGACACAAAAGAUGGGUCCAGUGUUGCGUGUGUGGACGUUGGCUCCACACAAAGUGUUGCAGGAUUCCGACAAAGGCAGCCAUCGAGGAGGAAUACGAAUGCUGCUUCUGUGAAGCCAUGUAUAGAUAGACAUUCAUAGCUUAUUAUUGCUACCAAUUGGUUUGGAAAAGCUUCCUCUUCCAAUUUCUAUUAGGACUGGUCAAAUUUGAUGAAUAAUGUGUUAUGGUGUAGUUUAUCUGUCUGUUAAUUUUUGUUAUCUCCUACAUUUUUCUAACAAUCUCUUUGAAACUUGGUAUUCAUUAUAAUUAUGAUAGGAAAUUGUAUUACCCUGAAAAGGUUUUAAUUUCAUUAUUUUUGAACAAGUUUAUUUCAGUGAUGAAAAUUCUUGUCACAUCAUUCCUAUUUUUAUCCUGCCAUCAUCAGAUGGUGGACUAUUCAAAUCGCCCUGCAUCCAUCAUCUCUAUGUCCAUAACAAUCCUUGUUAUCAUUAUGUCAAAGUACUGGAGGUACAUUUCUAUAACAUGAUGAGUAGGUUCCCCUUAGUUCCCAGUUGUGUUAAAACAAAAUGACUGACAGGUGGCCAUCUUUGAUUUUGAGAACUAGAAGAUUUUUGUAGCUACAUUGUAUUUCUUAAAGUACUGGAGGAGUGUUUUGCAAACUUCACUUGUUCUUGUCAUCAGAUUAUGAAGAGGGAAAAAAAGAAAUGGAAAAGUAAUGAAAUCAGUCUGACAUAGAACCAUUAGAGAUUGUUCAAUGGUGUACACCAAGAUUCCCCUGGUCUCCUGUUAAUUUGUAGAUUUCUUUUGCAUCUAUUACAUUUACUUUUUUGUAACAGAAUCUGUAUUAUAUUUUCUUGUGUCACAAGAUUUGGAAUUAUAUGUAAAUUGUAUAUAUCAUUGCCACACCAAAUGAAAUUUUAUGAUUCAUUUGUCAAGCUAUGACUGUUACACUUUUCAGAUAUAUAAGUCAUUAAAAAGGAGGAAACAUUUCAAAAACUAUAGAAAUGUUAUAUAUAUAAAAAAUAUUAAAACAUUAAAUUCAGUGAAGUUUUCUUUGAUGUUCUACUUCUAAGAUGUAUGAUCCCUGUGCUUGCUUUUGAUGAAGUCUAUUUGGGAUUUCAUUAGUAGGAACAAUUGGAGUUACAAAUACUUUGGUGUGGCCUUCAUUCUCUAACUUACAUAUAAAGUUAUUAAGUCACUUGCUUCGCUAUGUAGCUUGUAGCUGUGACAAAUGAAAUAUUCAUUAUAACUUUUCCUUUGUGCUGAAUAAAAUGUGAAAAGUACCAUAA